Capsicum annuum is the source of this 1427-nucleotide messenger RNA. Its product is annotated as EEF1A lysine methyltransferase 1. The record is from RefSeq and is a predicted model, not a curated record. The transcript is spliced from 4 exons. Gene Ontology annotation, biological process: methylation. Gene Ontology annotation, molecular function: protein-lysine N-methyltransferase activity; nucleic acid binding. Lineage: Eukaryota; Viridiplantae; Streptophyta; Magnoliopsida; Solanales; Solanaceae. Bases 435 to 1157 code for a protein of 240 amino acids.
CGAAAACAAUCAUUCUAUUAGUGAUGGAGCCAAACUUCUGCAUUAAGGAGGUCUAAAAGUAUAUAUACCACCUAACCGAGGGGUUCAACAUCUUCUAUAAAUAUACAUAAAAACUAAUCUUAACCAAUAUAUAAAUAGAGUAAUUUUUCGUCGAAAGAAAUUCUGAUGAAACCUCAUGAGGCUAAGCUAGCUCCGCCCCUGCAUUCUAUUUCUACUCAACAAAGGUAGAUCUACUUACGGAAAUAUAUUGCGUAUGCUGUUGUUGUUUGGGUCUUAAUUGAAGUUAUUACUCUCAAUCAAAACUCAAAGAGGAUUUAACUGUAUACAUUUCAUACUUCGAGGGGUUAUAUGUACUUUCCAUUUCGUUCACAAAAUUCAUUUUCAAAAAACUGAAAAAUUCUCCUUUAGCCCGCGAAUUUCCUAGGGUUAGCAAAAUGGAGACAGCAAAACACACCGUCCAGUACGACGCCGUUUUACCAGCCGCCGCCACUGCCAACGACGAUGAUACUCCGACUCUAAGCUCACACACUCUUGAAGCACUGAAAGAGUUUCUCGCCGAGCAAAGCCGAGCACAAACGGAAGCUCCGUCAGCUACGGCGGCGGAGGAUGACGUGGCGCCGGUAUCGGAAGAUUGGCGGCUAAGCCAGUUUUGGUAUAACCGUGAAACAGCUGAAACUGUAGCUAAUGAAGUACUUAAUCUGUGCCGGUUGAUUGAUUCGCCGGCGGUUGCUUGUAUUGCUUGCCCUACGCUUUAUGCUUACCUCAAGAAAAUUGACCCUAAUGUACCGGCACAAAUUCUCGAGUAUGACAAACGAUUUGAACAGUAUGGAAGUGAGUUCACAUUCUAUGACUACAACCUACCAGAGGAUCUUCCUUCUUCAAUGAAACACUCGUAUCCAAUAAUUGUUGCAGAUCCUCCUUACCUGAGUCAGGAAUGCUUAGAGAAAGUUGCUCAAACAAUUUCUUUUCUCACAAGACCAGGACAAACCUACUUGCUUUUACUCACAGGUGAAGUGCAAAGGGAUAGAGCUUCAAAGCUCUUGGGUUUGCGCCCAUGCGCUUUUAGGCCAGAACAUUCCAGCAAACUAGGCAAUGAAUUUCGACUAUAUACAAACUAUGACCCAGGGACAAAGCUAGGUGGCUGGGAGCAGGUGUAACAAAUGCUUCUCCGAUUGGAAAUCUUCUCCAAAGAAUCUGUUGUUUUCCAUUCGAUUAUAAUAGAAGUGUUUCUUGAACAUACUUCAAAGUUACACAUCCUUCGAUGAAAUAUUAUCACUAGAUCUUCUUCAGUUACCUUAACAUACCUAAAAGAGCAAAAUUAUUAUUAGGAUGAUUAUGUAGUUGUAUGUAUUCUGGUUUUCGCUUUGAAGAAGGUGCUGGAAAACUUGUCUGUACAACUUAUCAAAUUUUGUCAGUUUUUACCUCUA